UUUAAUAAUUUAGUAAUGGAGCUAAAGAAUUGCUCACUUCCUACCUUACACAAGUUGACUAGAUUUCCAGGUUAUUUGCCCUCUCAUGCUCUCAUCAUAUUCAAACCUAUCUGUUUUGUGGUAUUUGAUCAGCUACUGAAGAUGGACCAGAAAGUUCAGUCUGCAAGGCUUCAAGCGGUAAUCUUCCGGCACUUGGCUUCAGUUGGGCUUCCAAAGAGCAUCCAUUGCCUUACAUUGAGGUUGGCACAGCUGUACCUUAUAAAUGCUGCUGCUCGAUCUUCUCUGCCACCACCUGAAUACGCCUCACGGUUGACAAACAACUCUUAUCACCACAUUGCACUCAUAACCGACAAUGUAGUUGCUGCUGCCGUUGUGGUCUCAUCCACCAUAUCUAGUUGUGCUGAUCCUGAGAAACUAGUGUUCCACAUUGUCACUGAUAAGAAAACUUGCAACUCAAUGCAUGCCUGGUUUGCUCUCCACUCUUUCCUUCCUGCAGUGGUGGAGGUAAGGGGACUUCACCAGUUUGACUUUCCUCCUGAUGCGAAUGCUGUGAUCAUGAACACUGUAGAGGAACUCCGUCAGAGCUCGUCUGCUUAUCGCUACUACAGGGGAUCAGGUAAAGAAUACAGAAGACUUUUAGCUCUCAGACCAAGCAUGUUUUCGCUCUUGAACUAUAUGUGGAUACAUCUUCCUGAGCUCUUUACAAAAUUAGAGAAGUUGAUUUUUCUGGAAGAUGAUGUGGUGGUUCAGAGAGACUUAACACCCCUUUGGCACUUAGAACUACAAGGGCUUGUCAUGGGUGCAGUAAGUUCACAGGACUCGGACGAAGUGCUGAACACUGGACCUUGUGUUGGGAAGAUGUUUGCCGACUACCUAAAUUUCUCGAAUUCCCUGCUUUCAUCACCAUUACUUGGGCUGCAGCACAAUAGUUGUGCAUGGUUGCAAGGCCUAAACAUAUUUGAUCUGCAAGCAUGGAGAAAGAACAACAUCACCCGUGCUUACCAGCACUGGCUCAAAUUGAAUCGCGAGUCUGGAUUCACGCUAUGGCCGAUGGGAUCACUGCCACCAGCUUUAAUAGCAUUCAACAAACAGAAUCUGCAGAUCGAGCACUCAUGGCUUCUGACAGGACUAGGUUGGCGAAUGCCUGAUCCUGAUGAACUCGAAUCUGCUGCAGUCAUUCAUUUCAGCGGGGCAGGGAAGCCAUGGCUCGAAACCGGGCAUGCUGAACUACAAAGAAUUUGGCAAAGCCACUUAAACCAUUCUGAUGAGUUGAUAAGCAGCUGCAUGGUCAUUUGAGGGGCGACAUAUAGAGGAGCAUUAGUCAAUCCAAUUCAUAGCUGAGAAAGCAAAAUAUAUAGAAAACAUAUACAUUCUUAUUUGUUUUGGGGUCUGCAGAGCAGCAGAGGUUUAGGAAGGUUGAGCAGAGAGAAGAAGGUGUUGCCUUCAGUCUCUGCUCUAUCUAUCAGUCUCUCUGCAUACUUUUCAGCUAAAGUUUGUACAAAAGCAAGCAGAAAAUUUCCUCUUUUGUCUUGUUAGUGAUGAACAAUUGGCCUCUGUGUUAAUAAUCUAAUUAAGUCUCUAUUAGUGUCUA
Zingiber officinale is the source of this 1591-nucleotide messenger RNA. RefSeq names its product probable galacturonosyltransferase 15. Lineage: Eukaryota; Viridiplantae; Streptophyta; Magnoliopsida; Zingiberales; Zingiberaceae. The record is from RefSeq and is a predicted model, not a curated record. Gene Ontology annotation, molecular function: polygalacturonate 4-alpha-galacturonosyltransferase activity. The transcript has 3 exons. Bases 16 to 1296 code for a protein of 426 amino acids.